AACCUGAAUCUCAGUGUUAAUCAUCUCUGCCACACCUUGUCGCCAUCGCUAGAUUCGAAGGUUUCUGUUUGAGCUCGUGUCGUUUGUAAGUUGAAAUCGUCUAAACGGGAAUUUAGGGUUUUUAUUGGCCUCUGCUUUUCGUUUUCCUUGUACACAUAGAUUAUUUGGAGGGAUUGAACGAAAUGGGUAAGCAUAGGAAGAGAGAAACUGAUUCGGAAGAUGAAACUCCAUCUUCGGCAUCGUCGUCUUCGUCUUAUUCUUCGUACAGCUCCGAUGAGUCCGAUUCGUCUUCUAGAAAGAGGCGGAAGAAGCGAAGGGAGCGGCGGAAAAGUGACGGUGGUUAUGAGAGAGAGAAGCGAAGGAGGAAGGAAAAGGAAAAGAAGAGGAAGAAGAUGGAGAGGAGGGAGAGAAAGAGGAAAGAUAGGAAGAAGAGGGCGAAGAAGAAGCGUGAUUAUGAGUCUGAUUCCGAGUCUCAUUCCGGUUCUGAAUCCAUGUCUGAUCCAGAGAGCUCACGGGAUGAGCCUGAAACUGUGGUGAAGGAGAUGCUAUUGGAGUUCCCUAAUGUUGCCAAUGAUUUGAAACAGCUUUUGAAAAUGAUAGAUGAUGGACAAGCGGUUGAUAUAAAGGGAAUUUCGGAAAGUGCUUUGAAGAAGCGGUUGAAGAAGCUGUUUCUAUCUUUGAAGUUGAAAGAACGUGGGGAUAGAGUCUUUUUGUUACCACCAGGUGCUUCUCCUUCGUUAGAUUUGGUGGGACAUCUUAUAAAAGGUGGUGAAGAAGAAGCUGAGACUGCCUCUUCGAAGGAAACAGAAGCAACUGCUACUGGAAAUGGGAUUGAUGAGACAAAAAAGGGAUUGGCAGAUGAAAACGUUCUGGCAGCAGAUGAUGUUGCUGGUCCAAAGAAAAGGGUGAUUGGACCUGCAAUGCCAUCGGCUGAGCUACUUGCUGCAGCGGCAAAGCUAACAGAAGCUCAAGCUGAACUCAGAGAAGCUGAGCUAGAAGAAGAUUCAGAAUAUUUUAUAGGACCUGCUCCACCGGCUGUUGUUGCAGAAGUAGCAUCCUCAAACGAGGCAGAGAGAUUCGAAGAGGUGACACGGAUCAUGGAAGCUGAAGCUAAUAGUCCCUACGAUGUUUUAGGAGUGAAUCACAAUAUGGCUGCUGAUAAUAUGAAGAAGAGGUACUGGAAGCUCUCUCUUCUAGUUCACCCUGACAAAUGCUCUCAUCCCCAAGCCCAGCAAGCAUUCGUUCUGCUGAAUAAAGCUUUCAAGGAAUUACAAGAUCCAGAAAAGCGAAAAGCAAUGGAUGACAAGAUUAAACUUAAGGAGGAACAGGAGGCAUUUAAGGUUGAAUUACGCUCAAUGCAAGAAGCAGCACAAUGGAGAAGAUCACAAGGUAUAUCAAUGGAAGGCGAUGCAGAGCUGCUGGCGGCAACGGAAGUCAAACCUGUACCUAAAAGAGACGAGUGGAUGACGACCCUUCCUCCUGAGAGAAAGGUCGGGGUGCCUGUGCAGCAAUCAACCACGACAUUUAGCAGAAAUGCUAGAGAAGGACGCGGAGACACUACUGUCUGGACUGAUACUCCUAUGGACAAAGCUGAAAGAGCAAAGAUGAAUUACUUAGAGGCAUACAACAAGGCCACUGCUCUUGCUUCAAACGAAGGGGAGAAUAUGAAAAGAAGCCUAGAUGCAGACCUUGUGGACAAAUACAACAAAGAGAAAAGAUCAAAGUCAUUGGUAGAGAAGCACAGGGAAGAGUCUUCUUCAUCUUCAAGCCGUCUGAAGAAGAAGAAGAAAUCGUCUUCUUCCAGAGAGAAAGCAGAUAAGGAUGAGUGGGUAGGGAAACAUCCGUGGAAGCCAUGGGACCGUGAGAACGAUCUCACCGCUGGUAGACAGAAUGUGAAACUUGAUUCUGAUGGUAUGGCUGAAGGUUUGGCUUCCAAGUUUUCUUCUGCCAGUUUCCAAAGAAGCUUUCUUUGAAGGCGCUUGUUUUUUGGUAUGAGAAAUGUAUUGCAGUAAAUUGAUUUGACUAAUGUAUACAAAUUUGCAUUUUUUUCACUCUUUAAUUUACAAUAGAAAAUCUUGUCUUCAAAAUU
Eutrema salsugineum is the source of this 2089-nucleotide messenger RNA. RefSeq lists its product as uncharacterized. The transcript has 12 exons. Bases 183 to 1973 code for a protein of 596 amino acids. The record is from RefSeq and is a predicted model, not a curated record. Lineage: Eukaryota; Viridiplantae; Streptophyta; Magnoliopsida; Brassicales; Brassicaceae.